Danaus chrysippus (African queen) is the source of this 558-nucleotide messenger RNA. The record is from the annotation of a GenBank genome assembly. NCBI's taxonomy places the organism in Eukaryota, Metazoa, Arthropoda, Insecta, Lepidoptera, Nymphalidae.
AUGUCCACAGUCUCGGACUGCUUCACCAUCGGCAGCAUCGUCGCCACGAGGACCUGUUACAACGAGGACAUCGAGGGCGAAGUCCUAGCUUUCGAUCCACAGACCAAGAUGUUGAUACUGAAAUGCCCAUCAUCAAGCGGCAAUCCCAAACGCCACGAUGUACACAUCGUGAACCUGUCCCUCGUAAGCGAUGUUCAGAUUAAGAAAGAGGUUACAACUGUCCCGGAGCCGCCUCAGUCCCUGAAUCUUCACAGGCUAAACACGAGAGUUAGAAAUUCAAUUGAAAACAAAAAACGACUAGUAUCAGCAUUAUCAGCGUGUCUUGACCCCGAGGGCCAGCGACUGUUCCUAGCCAUCGCGAGGGUCAUCGAUGAUGUGUCGUGGUCGGGGCAGAGCAUCCGAGUAUACAAUGAAGUCACAAUCACACCACCAUAUAAGGUGGAAAACGUUUUGGGUGAGCAGGACUCCAAGCCAUACAACUACAUCAGAAAGUUUGUGGAGCGUCACUGGCGGGACCAUCGCGACCACACCGCCGCUAACUGUUCACGACACCAAUAA